Molecule: messenger RNA, 3954 nt
Organism: Seminavis robusta
Lineage: Eukaryota; Bacillariophyta; Bacillariophyceae; Naviculales; Naviculaceae
Source: the annotation of a GenBank genome assembly
AUGGUGAUGGAAUCUGGAGCAGUCGUUCCUGCUUCUUCCGAGGCUUCUUCAUCUGCAUCUGCCUCUACUUCUGAACCCCCUGACAAAAAGCCAAAGAUGGAAUCCAACAGUAGCAAGAAUGCAACCGAAAAGACUACGACUGCAGUGUCAUCCUCGAACUCAAAAUCGGCAUCCAUAGUAGGCGAAUCUCAAGCUUCCGAAUCUACUACGAACAGCAACACAACUCCCACGGCUGCCAUUGUCAAAACCAAACAGUCCAAGAAAAAACACAAACACACACAAUCGGCUGCUCAAAUUCCCUUUAUCCCCGCGUCGCGCUCGUCCGAUGACAAAAAAGACGAUGACCGAAUCCGAUUGGGAAUCUGUGCCAUGGACAAGAAAGCCAGGUCCAAGCCCAUGGCAGAGAUCUUGUCCAGACUAGAUGAAGAAGUCUUUCAUGUCGUAUUCUUUGGAGAUGACGUCAUACUCAACAAACCCAUCGAAGAAUGGCCCGUCUGUCAUGUCCUUAUUGCCUUUUUUUCCAAAGGAUAUCCUCUCGAAAAAGCCAUGCAGUAUGUCAAACUGCGAAAACCAUUCACCAUCAAUGACCUAGAAAUGCAACAAACGCUCAAGGAUCGAAGACGAGUAUAUGAUCUACUCGAACGCAGUGGCAUUGAUGUUCCCAGGCAUGUAUACCUCAGCAGAGAUGACUACGUAUCCACGGGAUCAGGGGAUGGCAAUGGAAACAGAGAUCAAGAAGUCGUAGAGCAUGACGAUCACAUUGAAGUCAAUGGCGUUACCAUUCACAAACCAUUCGUUGAAAAACCCGUAGAUGCUGACGAUCACAAUAUUGCAAUUUACUACCCAACUUCAGCGGGAGGCGGAUGCAAAAAACUAUUUCGGAAAAUUGGCAAUCGAAGUUCCGAGUUUUACCCCGACAUUAAUGAAGUACGGCGCGAUGGAUCCUACAUUUAUGAAGCUUUCGUCGAAACCCAGGGGACGGAUGUGAAAAUGUACACGGUCGGACCCGAGUACGGACAUGCCGAGGCACGCAAAAGCCCCACCGUCGAUGGAAAGGUGGAACGAAACUCGGAUGGAAAGGAAGUGCGCUUUCCAGUUAUAUUGACGCUGCGAGAAAAGGAAAUCGCCAGAAGGAUUGUAUUGGUCUUCAAACACUUUGUAAAAAACAGCAGAAAGUAUUACGAUGAUUGUUCGCAGAUUAUGAUGGAACAUAUACUAGCAACUGUAAAGCCUGGUUCGUCCAUUGUAUUCUCCACUCUGGAUCCUUUGAUCACAAAUGUGAACCGUAUUGAAUACACCUCUGCUGACCUUUCCGGCAAUGCUGCGCCUUUGUCAAAGAGAGACUCAAAGAGAGACACGUUUCUGUCUCGCGCAACACGAAUGCUCCAGGGAGAACCAGCAGACGAAGAAGCCGACAGCGACGAAAACUCAACUGGUGAGCCAACUACCAAACAGAAACCAAAACCAAUCAAUUCCCCUGCCAGGUCGUCGGGGGGUGAUUCGGCCGAGGCUUUGGCAGCUGCAGCAGCAACACUGAUCGACGAGGGUGCACCGCCCGUUCGCGAUAUUCCAAACCAUCUCUUGUCGGAACCGGCUAGCAUGUGCAACUCGGAGGUCAACUCCCAGGCAGGUGACAUGGAACCGAUGCAUAGGGCGACACGAUCGGGAAGCAUCAGUGUGGUAGAUUCACAUGACGAGGAGCUUCGCUGUGUCAUUGCCGUGGUUCGGCACGGGGACAGAACGCCUAAACAAAAGCUCAAGGUGAACAUGAAGGAACCGUCCAUCCUCAAGUACUUUCAUGAUCACACGAACGACUGUCGCAAAGAACUCAAAGUGAAAGCAAAGGCCCCCAUGACUGAGUUCCUGGAGACAAUCAGGAAGACAAUGGAUGAUCUUGCUGAUAGGCCAGGCGACAAAGACAAGGUUCUACAAAAUCAGCUCCGGCAUAUUCGCGUCAUCUUGGAGCGCUGGCGCAUUGCAGGCAUGAACAGGAAACUUCAACUGAAGCCAAAGAAGUUUAAAGAGUAUGUUGACGACGAUGGAAACAAGAAAACGCGGUGCACUUCGGUACAGCUCGUAUUUAAGUAUGGCGGCAAUCUCACGCGGCUUGGAGAAAACCAGGCGCUCAGGUUAGGCCGCAGAGUUCGUCGCGACGCAUACCCAGAUGUUUCCGGUGGAGGCAUCCUUCGUUUACAUAGUACUUUUAGACACGACCUGAAGAUCAAAACAAGUGACGAAGGACGUGUCAUGAAAACAGCUGCUGCUUUCGCAAAAGGCUUGCUGGAGCUAGAAGGGGACCUUCCGCCUAUUUUGGUGUCCCUAGUUCACAAGGAGAAGGGCAGCAUGCACAUGCUUGACCCGUCUGGCAAUAAAGAGGUCAAAAUGGAGUUGGAUGAAUGCAAAGAAAAGAUCACAGCAAAUCUACAAAAGGACAUCGACGUGGACAAAGCAACCCCCGAAGAGCGAGAGCAACUGGUUGGUCCGCAAGAACUGACCUCGUUGCACAGAGCCCUCAAAGCCAUUCGCAAUCCCAGGAAGACUCUGAUGCAAAUUCACCGUACCAUGGGCGAGCUCAUUGACCAACUCGAAGAAAUGCUCGGAAUGAUGGGAAGUGGUGACGAAAAGCGUAUCGAAGGCGGGGAAGGCUUGAAGGGCGACGAUGAAAAUGAUGUCGCUCUGAGCGGUGUGAAACUCUACAAAGGAGAGACGUUGCUCGAGUUGACGGAAAGAUGGCGCUUCCUGUACAAGAACCUGUAUGAUUCGGACACGGAUAUGUUUGAUUUGUCUCGUGUGCCCGACGUGCACGACAAUGUGAGGUUCGAUGUGCUGCACAAUCCACACUUGGGCUUGUCGUCAACACUGGAGAAACUAUACAACUUGGCCAAACCCAUGGCCGACUGUGUAGUCCCCCAGGAAUACGGAACGACAUUUCAAGAAAAACGAAGCGUUGGGGUCAAGAUUUGCAAGUCACUGCUAGAGAAGAUAACCUAUGAUUUGACUGUUGCUCGUGCUGACAAUGAAGUGGAUAUGCGCUACAUGAUUAACAUGGACUACUCCAGUGACCUGCCAAUCAAUACGAUGGGUCGUCGUGUUCGAACUCGUUUGUAUUUUACCUCGGAAUCGCAUCUGCAUACAAUGCUGAACGUUCUCCGCUUUGCCAAAGACCGAUCAGCGGUGUUGUCUGAGCAAGGCAUCAACAUCCUCAAUGGAACCAAUGAGCUUUGUUAUCUCACCCAGAUCGUCAUGCGCCUAUUUGAAGACAAUCGAUGGGAGCUCAGCGACCAUAGACGAUUCCGGGUGGAGAUUCUUUUCUCCCCCGGAGCCACCGCAACGCCUCUUCACAUGCACGAACAGGACAGAGACUCUGACCCCUCACGAUUCGACACAGCCCCACUUGAAAUGAUUGGGAGAGAAGGCCUGACUUGCCAGGAGCUCGAGAAUUUCUUCCAUGAUGCAGUCGUUGAGGGCGGCACCGAAAGCCCCGAAACGGAGGACCAGGUUAUUACUGUUGAGCCAGACGUCCCAAGCAAGCCCCCCGCUCUGGCUGAGGUCGAGUCGAAAGCCCCCGAUCAAGCUGCUAAUCCAAGCAACAAAACUUGGAGAGACCUUACCCCAUUGCGACCACCAGUGGAUGCUGUGGAUGUACCGAAGCCGAAGGACGAGCCAGUGGAGAGUGUUGGGGCCAAAGCCGUGACGAUCAAGGCCGAGCUGAAAGAACUUUUUAUUCCGCCGGACCAACCCAAGGCGGAGCCACCAAAGACAGAACCGGAUGGCGAUGAUUCAGCCAAAGACGAUCCCGACGACUCCAAAACAAUAAGCAACAUCGAACGAAAGUACUUUUGGAGCACCGUGGCAGUCGGAUCCUUCAUGCUUGCCGCUGGAUGUCUGGCUUUGGCAAUGAGCGUUGGGGAUUCUAGGCGGAAUCGAAGAUACAAUACAAGACGAGGCUACUAA